AUGCCAGAGUUAAAAAAUAUCUUCCUGUUGGUGCCUAACCUUAUAGGCACCCGGUUUGGGGCCAUGCUCGACAUGCUGACAGACCGCUGUUCCACCAUGUGUCUCUUGGUCAACCUGGCUCUGCUGUACCCUCGAGCCACUCUGCUCUUCCAGCUCAGCAUGAGCCUGGACGUGGCCAGUCACUGGCUGCAUCUGCACAGUUCCGUGGUAAGGGGCAGUGAGAGCCACAAGAUGAUGGACCUCUCUGGGAACCCCGUGCUUCGGAUCUACUAUACUUCUAGGCCUGCCCUGUUCACCCUGUGUGCUGGAAAUGAACUCUUCUACUGCCUCCUGCACCUGUUCAAUUUCUCCGAGGGACCACUAGUGGGCUCUGCGGGACUCUUACGAAUGGGCCUCUGGAUCACAGCUCCCAUCGGCCUGCUCAAGUCCACCAUGAGUGUCAUCCACCUCAUCACAGCGGCGUGA
Peromyscus leucopus (white-footed mouse) is the source of this 465-nucleotide messenger RNA. RefSeq names its product CDP-diacylglycerol--inositol 3-phosphatidyltransferase-like. Bases 1 to 465 code for a protein of 154 amino acids. Gene Ontology annotation, cellular component: Golgi apparatus. The transcript has 3 exons. The record is from RefSeq and is a predicted model, not a curated record. Gene Ontology annotation, biological process: phosphatidylinositol biosynthetic process. Lineage: Eukaryota; Metazoa; Chordata; Mammalia; Rodentia; Cricetidae. Gene Ontology annotation, molecular function: CDP-diacylglycerol-inositol 3-phosphatidyltransferase activity.